UUGCUUUGUGCCCUCGGCAUAGAAUGUCUUAUAACUGAGUCCUGACAGAUAUUAGUUUACAGCCAUGAGUGACUGGUCUUACCUGUCCAAACUGCUAGUCAAGGUCCAGUCUCACUCUACUGUGGUAGGGAAGAUCUGGAUGAGUGUCCUCUUCCUGUUCAGGAUCUUCGUCCUGGGUGCUGCCGCAGAUAAAGUCUGGGGAGACGAAGUGUCUGAAUUCAAGUGCGACUCUCAGGAACCGGGAUGCCAACACGCCUGCUACAACUGGAUGUUCCCAAUUUCUUACGUUCAUUACUGGGUCCUGCAAAUCACCUUCGUGUCAACACCUACCCUGUUCUACCUGGGCCAUGCUGUUCACAUCAUUCAUAAAGAGAAGAGGAUGUUGGAGCAGUUGCAAAGCAACACUAAUGGAAAAAUACUGAAGAGGCCCAAAUAUACAGAUGAGAGAGGGAAGGUGAAGAUAAAAGGCAUCCUCUUUUGCACUUACAUGACCCAACUGAUCUUUAAAAUCAUUCUGGAGGUGGGAUUCGUUGUGGGCCAAUUCUUCAUCUAUGGACCCAUCUUCAUGGUCGCCUACUUCCACUGUACUAUUUCUCCACCUUGUGCUCGUUUCAGCGGUGCCCAGUGUUACAUUUCUCGUCCCACAGAGAAGACAAUCUUCAUCAUCUUCAUGCUUGUAGUUUCAGGCAUAUCUGUGCUCCUGAACAUUAUUGAAAUUAUCUACCUGAUCUGUAACAAGAGAAGAGACAGCAGGAAACAGGUUAUAGCUCGGCAGGGCAUGCUGAAUUCACCGAAGUACCCAUCCAACACAACAUGGGAGCCCAUGAGUAACCAGUAUGGAGGCUCCCCAAUGCUGCCUCUGCCUGUUCACGGUGUGACACACCACUGUAGUGAUGAGAAACACAUUGACUGCAGUAAAGAGAAGGACACUUGAUACAUGAAUCAAUGCUGAGUGUUUGCUCAGCAUUGAACAACACUCUGUUGUUCUUUUGCUUAAUUUACACUAAAAUAUUUACUGUUUCUUUUAUGUGUUCAAUAGUUUGAUCAUGUGAAAUGUUCUUCUUGAUUGAAUUAUCUGUGCUUCAGGAUAAUGUUAACAAUAUCCAAAUGAUCUUUGCUGUGUUUUUCAUCAACUUAAGUUCAAUCAAAUAAAUGAAUUUACAAAAAUAAGGGUUCACUAUAUUGCACUCUGAUUGGUCGAUGACAGCAGUUCCCCUGUGUCAGACAUGGUGAGUCGAGUACAGCUGUAAUUAUGGACUCUGGAAGAAUUUCAGUCAGUCUUCAUUGAAGGAGGUGAAAGUACAUAAUAUCACAUAAG
Molecule: messenger RNA, 1318 nt
Organism: Scomber japonicus (chub mackerel)
Lineage: Eukaryota; Metazoa; Chordata; Actinopteri; Scombriformes; Scombridae
Product: gap junction Cx32.2 protein-like
Exons: 2
Coding region: 65-934 (289 amino acids)
Biological process (GO): cell communication
Cellular component (GO): connexin complex
Source: RefSeq, a predicted model, not a curated record